UCGGCGUGGAGGAGUGAGCUGCUGCAGAAAGGGGCGGUCGCCGCUGGAGGUAGCCAGGAGGGCCGGAGCGGAGCGGGCGAGUAAGCCCGUGGUCGUCGGCCGCCGCGAUGUCAGCGCAGUGCUGUGCGGGCCAGCUGGCCUGCUGCUGCGGCUCUGCCGGCUGCUCCCUGUGCUGCGGCUGCUGCCCCAGGAUCCGACAGUCCCGGAGCACGCGCUUCAUGUACGCGCUCUACUUCAUCCUCGUCGUGCUGCUCUGCUGCGUCAUGAUGUCCAGGACCGUGGCUAACGAGAUGAAAGAGCGUAUUCCUUUUUACGAAGAUAUUUGUAAAGGCAUUAAAGCUGGUGACACCUGUGAGAAGCUGGUGGGGUAUUCGGCGGUGUAUAGAGUCUGUUUUGGAAUGGCCUGUUUCUUCUUCGUCUUCUGCCUCCUGACCUUGAAUAUCAACAGCAGCAAAGGCUGUAGAGCCCAUAUUCACAAUGGCUUUUGGUUCUUUAAACUUCUGCUGCUGGGGGCCAUGUGCUCAGGAGCUUUCUUCAUUCCAGAUCAGGAGACCUUUCUGAAUGCCUGGCGCUAUGUGGGAGCCGUCGGAGGCUUCAUCUUUAUAGGCAUCCAACUCAUCCUGCUCGUGGAGUUUGCACAUAAAUGGAACAAGAACUGGACUGCAGGCACAGCCACCAACAAGCUGUGGUACGCCGCUCUGGCCCUUGUGACCCUCAUCAUGUACUCCAUUGCCGCCGGAGGCCUGAUUCUGAUGGCGGUGUUUUAUACACAGAAGGACGGCUGCCUGGAAAACAAAAUUCUCCUGGGGCUGAACGGGGGCCUUUGUCUGCUCAUUUCAGUGGUAGCCGUCUCGCCCUGCGUCCAAAAUCGACAGCCCCAUUCCGGGUUACUGCAGUCAGGGCUCAUAAGCUGCUACGUGAUGUAUCUCACUUUCUCGGCGCUGUCCAGCAAACCCGUAGAAGUAGCUCUAGAUGAGCAUGGGAGGAAUGUGACGAUCUGUGUGCCAGACCUUGGUCAGGACCUGUACAGAGACGAAAACUUGGUUACUGGACUUGGUACCACUCUCUUGUUCAUGUGCAUCUUAUAUUCAUGCUUGACAUCGACGACGAGGUCAAGUUCUGAUGCUCUGCAGGGGCGAUACGCAGCUCCUGAACUGGAAGUAGCCCGGUGUUGUUUUUGCUUCGGCCCCGAUGGAGAGGACGCUGAAGAGCAGCAGAAUGUGAAGGAGGGACCACGGGUCAUUUAUGAUGAGAAGAGAGGCACUGUCUAUAGCUACUCCUAUUUCCACUUCGUGUUCUUUUUGGCUUCCCUCUAUGUGAUGAUGACCGUCACCAGCUGGUUCAACUAUGAAAGUGCCAACAUCGAAACCUUCUUCAGUGGAAGCUGGUCCAUCUUCUGGGUCAAGAUGGCCUCCUGCUGGAUGUGUGUGCUCUUAUACCUGGGGACCCUGGUCGCUCCCCUCUGCUGUCCCUCUCGCCAGUUCUCUGUGUGAGGAGGAUCGGAGCAGGCCUGCAGGCUGCAAGUGACAUCCCUUGAACAAGUGUCCCAGGGGUCUGAGCCAUGACUGGUGCUUCGUGAAAAGCUGGCAUCCUCUGGCUGGUUUGAGUGGGUCUGAAAAAGGCUUUCAGAAAGAAAAAAAAAUCACCUGAUUGGCUUUUUAAUUCGGAAAAUCAAAAAGAAAUAACCAUUUUAUUCCGAAAGAACUGAAAUUUUCAACCAAGCUGAUCCUGAGUGAUAUUUUGUGUGUGUCUCCGCUCUAAAAACUGGAAGACAAAUUAGGCUAGUAUUUUCCUUCUAUACUUUUUUUUACCAAAACACAGUUUGGGGCAUGACAGGGAUAAAUCUGAUCUUGUCAUUCUUAUCCUUGGAAUAGAAAACCUUGCCAAAAUCUUGAACCCUCAGCCCCUGACGGAAUGCAGAUCCGUCUCCCACACCUCGGCCGGGAGCCUCAUCUGCAGUGGGCUCUGCAGAGACCACUCAUCCUGCAGGCUCCUUGCUCUCAGCUACUUGGUAUUUAUAGGGUACAAGAGGAAGCACCUGCUUUUAACUCCACCCUUGUGCUGUUUCCUCCUGGCCUCCAGACGUUUCCCUUUGAAGCUGUGAUGCUGGGAAUCACAACUUCACACUCUGCCCUUGCCCUUCUCAGAGGUCCCCUCAUCCUUUCUGGGCUCAAUGUCUUUGCCCUAAUGUGAAAAAGCACAAUUUGCUGUCACUACCAUGUGGUUCUCCCACUGUGCUAUUCCUUCCUGAUCCGAGUUCCUGCAAUAAUUGUGACUCCUAUUUGUGGUGUUAUUCACAUGAUUAUAGAACAAUAUCCAUGUUGUUUUCUUUGUCUGAAUGAUGGAGGGCUAUCGUUCUUACUUGUUUGUAUUAUUAAUAUUAAUAAUACUCUAGGACCUUACCUUGACUGAAGCCCGCUGCACCUCUCUUUCAGUUAUGAAAGUCAGCCAGUUUCUCUUCCACCUUGAGGCCUUUGAAAUUGUAAAAGCAAAAGGGCUCUUGUUUCCUGGAUCUGGAAGGUGCAUGAUAAUAUUCACUGUGGUUUUUUGGAGUAGAUUUGCUGAGGUGAGGAUUCUAGGCAGCACCUCAAACUGGGCUGACCAGAUAAGGCUUAUCUCGUACAAGUUGUAAAAGUGGCCAAAUAUACU
This is a messenger RNA of Neomonachus schauinslandi (Hawaiian monk seal), 2649 nucleotides long. RefSeq names its product serine incorporator 5 (gene SERINC5). The record is from RefSeq and is a predicted model, not a curated record. The transcript is spliced from 12 exons. Gene Ontology annotation, cellular component: membrane. Lineage: Eukaryota; Metazoa; Chordata; Mammalia; Carnivora; Phocidae. The coding region runs from base 108 to 1493 and encodes 461 amino acids.